Messenger RNA from Lolium rigidum, 751 nucleotides. RefSeq lists its product as uncharacterized. Lineage: Eukaryota; Viridiplantae; Streptophyta; Magnoliopsida; Poales; Poaceae. Gene Ontology annotation, cellular component: nucleolus. The transcript is spliced from 3 exons. Gene Ontology annotation, biological process: ribosomal large subunit biogenesis. The record is from RefSeq and is a predicted model, not a curated record. Bases 25 to 618 code for a protein of 197 amino acids.
CCCCGCCUCCAAACCCUAGCACGCAUGGGGGGCUCGCGGCGCAAGUUCAAGCGCUCCCGCACCAAGGUGCGCGUCGGGUUGCCGCGCAAGAAGCCGCGCGAGUUCAAGCCGGCCUUCGACCUGCCCGAGGCGCUCGCCGCCUCCGCCGCCGCCGCCGCCAAACAUGACGGCGGCCAUGCCCCGAGCUGGGACGCGGAAGGCACCGUGGUGAAGAACUACGCCGCCUUCGGGGUGGUGUCCAACCCUAACCUGCUCGGCGCUCACUCCCGCGGCACGGCGCGCCUCGUCCAGAGCGAGGACCUGCAGAACCCCAAACUCGAAGAAAUUCGCGCCGCCACCGUCGAGUUCGGGCACAUCGACAACGGAAGCGAAGACGAGUGCGAUGAUCUAAAAUCUGCACUUGGGAAGAAAAGGAGGGAUGGCAAAUCUGCGCCUUUGGAGCCGUUGACUAAAGUUCAACGUAUUUGUAUUGGCAGAUUAAUAGAGAAGUAUGGUGAUAACUACAAGGCCAUGUUCAUGGAUACCAAGCUGAACGCGAUGCAGCACUCAGUAGGUACAUUGAAGAAGCUCUGCGAAAGAUACCAUGUUUGUGGCAAGAGUUUCCUCUAUCCUUUGUAGUGUCGUACGGAAUAUCUAGAUUUCACUUCAAUAUGUAUCUUGUUUCUCCCUGCGGGGGCAUGAAAAUUUUGCAUAUGAACAAUGUAACCAUCUGAUGACUUCAAUAUAAGAAUGAGUGUUUCCUCGAGUAAAA